UAGAAUGUGCAUCCUUAUUUUUCCCUCACAAAUUUGGGCAAAAAAGUACGCAUUAUGCAUGGCAAAAUACGGUAUACAUAUUAUUAUGCAACUUAUUUUUAUGAGAUGUGAUCUAUUUCUUUUGUAUCUUCUCAUCAUCCCUGAUUAAAACUGUACAUACAAAAAUCCUGCCAAAAUUUGAGUCUAGGGGUAGUGUGGGACUCGGUUAAUCUCAUUAUUAUAUAGCCCAUUAAUUACCCAUAGUAGGAUGGAUUUAGGCUCAAGUUCAGCUGAACAAUGAAGAUCCUAAAGAAUGCUAACAAUGUGUCAGGCUGAAAAGUUCUCAUAGGCAAUAUGGAGAAGGUUCCUGAGCAGGGAUAUCCAGUCAUGAAGACAAUGUUUCAUGAAAAAUAACACGGCAACAGUGUAUAUGAUUUAGACCAGAAGAAGGAGAGGUUGGAUAAAAUGGAGACUAGUGCAGCGGCAAAUAGAGAAGAGUAGAUCUGAAGAAAUAAAAUUCUGGAUUACAGUUAUGGCCGGUGAAAUGGAGAAAAGCUUUUACUGAAGUAUAAGAAGCUAGACUAAUAGAGUAGAAAAAACAAAUGAUUGGAAUUAGAAGAGCUAGAUUCAAAUUCCAACUCUGAAAUUUAUUAGCUAUGUGACCUUUGGCAAGACACUUCCCUGCUCCAUACAUCAGUUUCCUUGUUAAUAGAAUGAAAAAGUUAGAAUAUUAGGGGCUCUAAGAUUUUUUUUCAGCAGAGCCUUUUUUUUUUCUGGGGGUUGGGGGUGGGGAGGAGAAGGCAAGAUGAUUCUGGCUGAAGCAUGGAGAAAAGGCUCAGAGCCCCAGCUAGCCUUCAUUUCACCUCUGUCAGCCACCUCUGAGGCAUUCUUGAGGAAUCUCCAAAGGACUAGGGAACAUUUGAGAAAUCUCUAAAGGCUCUACUAUCAACUCUAAUAUUCAGUGACUUGGGGGGGGGUGUUAACUUGGCAGAGGUACCUAGGAAAAUAGUAAUGACUUUUAAUAAUUGCCACAGAAUUAUGUAAUAGAAAGGGGGAAUUGACUUACGAUAAAUUUGCCUGCUUCUCCUUAUAGGCCAAACAGAAUUUAAUGUCCAAAAUCUCAUUCAAACCUUGUACAAAUAAUGGUAAUCUAACAUUUAUAUAAAACAAUUUAGCCACAAAUAAUUCACUACCUAACAAUUCAGCUCAUUCCAAUUUGGGGUCCUCUAACCAUUCAAACAUUCCUCCUUUUUAAGCCAAAAUUUGCCUCCCAUCGCCGUCAUCUGAAAUAAAGUUCCAUAUUCCACCUUCUGGAACUAAACCAAAUAAAUCUAAACCCUCUUCCACAGGACAGUCGUUCAACUGUUUGUAAAGAGCUAUCAAGUCUGCGUUAUCACCCUCUAUUCUCUCUCUGGACUGUCAUGAAAUGUUCCAUGGAGGUGGGCUGCUCCAGUUUCGGUUCAAUUCAACAUUUUCUAAGCAUCUAAGUGCAAGUAGAUUUUCAUGUACUCAAGGUUUUAAAGACUUAGUCAAACCAGAUGAUCUUCCUUAAAACAAAUGACUAGCUUCAUAAUGAAGUAUAAAUAGAACCCCAAUUCACUGUAUGGUAACUAUUCUUUUCUUGCUAAACAUUAGCUGCUCCCAGUGUUUCAGAAAUAGAUUGCUAAUUCUUUUGAUCUAAAGCAAAUUGUGAAAACAUCUAGCCAGGGAUCCAAAGAGAUCCAAAACUCAAGAUCCAAUGAAGCAAGUAUAAAUGACUCUAAAGCUCAUAAUCUCAUUGCCUCUCAGGAGAAUAUAAUUCUCAGCAGUACAAAAGUCAAUGAUCCCAAAGGUAUUAUGGAAUAUCAAUGUAAGGAAGCUUCCUUCGCCAUUCUUCAUCCUACCCAUUCCAUAGUCUACUAACAUCAGGAUUUGUGGCUUGGGCCUAGGUAUCUGCCAGUCUGGGUAGUUUGAAGAUGGGGAGUAGAAAGUAUGACUGAGUCCCUGAGGAGAAAGCAAGCCGGCAUAGCCACAGUCUGUAAUGCCUGUGGGAGCGCUGAGCCUUUACGGUUUCCUGUGCUCCAGUUGUCCUGGUAACCUGAGGCCUCCCUAUUUGUGUUGGCAUCUUGGGGCCAAGAGCGGAAGCAAAGCUGGAGCACCAGGAAGACUUGCAGGAAAAAAAAUGUGGGUAAUGCAGCAGUUGUGCCACAGGAGGGUCAAGCCUAGGGCAUAAGAAUUACCUGUUUGGGGAGAGGGCAGGGGUAGUGUCUUGUAAAAAUUUGAUUUCCAGAUUCCAUUUCCAGCGUUUCUGAUUCAUUAGGUCUAGGAUGAGCUCAAGAACAUGCAAUUUUAAGAGGCUACCUCCUACCAAGUAAGACAAAGACCACACUUUUGAAAACCCAGGCUAAGCAAACAAAUUAGCAGUUGGGGAGAAAAAGUAUAACCAUCAAUCAAUUUCAGAAAGCCAAUGUUCUAGAACAGUAAUUCUCAAUUUGGGAUGGAGAGAGUAGGGUAUGGGGGUGGGGGGGUGGGAGGAGGGAGAAUUUGCCCUCCAGGGGACAUCUGGCAAUAUCUGGAGAUAUUUUGGGUUGUCACAACUGAGAGGGUACUACCAGUGAGUAAAGGCCAGGGAUGCUGCUAAACAUCCCACAGUGCACAGGACAGCCCCCUCUACUCAAACUCAACAAAGGAUUAUCCAGCUCAAAAUGUUAGUGUCAUGGUUGAGAGACCCCUCAACCCCACCACCCCCCAUCCACAGAAAUCAAUGCUAUACAGUUUUAGGUCACAAUACAGAAACAUAAGUGAGAUCUCCUAGGGAAAAAAAAAUGAAACUUCAAAAAUGAUUUAAAACAAAAAUAGUGACUGUUAUUAAAGAUAUGGAUAAGGAGAUGAGAACAACAGAUAACAAAGGGAGGCACAACAAUGGGAAAUGAAUGCCGUUCCCUCCAUGGGUGCAGCCUAUUCAUAUGUAGGAGACUGAUAAAGAGAUGAUAUACCUAUUAAAAAUAACAUAGAGGAAAAAAAGGAAAAACAAAAUUGAAAGAAUAAUGGAUAAAGGAACUGUGAAGAAGUAGCUUUAGGGUUUGUUCAGCAUAGAUCUGGAAUGAAAAGACAUGAAUAGAUUCUUCGGUAAAAGAAUGUUAAAUAAAGACACUUCAGCAAUGAUAAGAAAAGGAAAUGAGAAGACUCCUAAAAGGAGGUCAGGAUUAUAUAAGAAAGGAAAAUAAAGUUAUUUAUAACCUUCUAGCCCUAAUCAGCCCCAAGAAAGAUGGGUCCAGAAAAAGUUCUUUGGUUUUACUGAGCAGAGAUAAUGAAAGAGAAGAGAGGUGGGAGAAACUUGAGCACACCUAAGAACUCUUCUCAAAGGGGAAGAGGGCAGAAGUGGUGCUCAUAGAGGAUGGAGGAGUAAGGCUCAAAGAGGAAGAGGAGAGAUGUUUUUGAGAAAGAAGGGGAAAGAGAAGGAAGAAAUUUGGCAGCCACUGUAAGAAGAGGGGCUUUAGGUACCCUUAGGGAAAGAGAGAAAGGUUAAAUGAGGAAUUUUUUUAAGUUUUGCUUUAGAGAUAUGGGAGAUGAGAUAAAGUCUUCAUUUUCAUUUACCUCUUCUGCAAAACCUUCAAUAAAAACUGACAGUACUCAUCGGGACUUCGGGGUUUGGGUUUAUGUUUUUUCACAGUUGCGACAUGGAAGACGGGCCUCCAAACAGGCCGAGAGCCUAGUUACGCCUGCUUUUACUGUGUUUGAAGCGACUGUAACAUUUCUGGGGCAGUCAAAAGACAACCGUGUGACAGGUACUAACUCCCAGAGUGUAUGGCUAACACAAGAGAUACCUCAUCUGGCUAUUUAAGUUUAAAUUAAUUAAAAUUAAAGAAAAUUAGAAUUCUGCUCCUUAAGUCCCACCAGCCACAAUUCCAGCGCUCAAUUGCCACAAGUGGCUGGUGGCUAAUGAUUAGACAGGACAGGUAGAGAAUAUUUCCAUCACUGCAGAAAGCUCUAUGGGACAGUGCUGGAGUAAAAAGAGGUUAGACAAAUAAGCCAACAAAAAAACAAACCCUUUUCAAAUCUUUAAAGAGCUGCCACAUUGAAAAAGAAGUAGACGUCUUCCAUAUUGUUUCAAAGAACAAAACUAAGGGGAAAUAUGAACUGUUAUAGCAAGACAGAUCUCAGCUCAACAUCUCUCUAGAACUAAAGCUAGAUAACAGUAGAAUGGGCAGCGUCCACUGCAGGAAGAAGUAACCCAUUCUAUUCAGUAGAGACAGACAAGCAAAGACCUACUUGAUCAUCUUUCAGAGAUCAGAAUUAGAUGCCUUCUGCAUAUCUAGUUUUGAGUCUAUAAUUUUGACAGCAAUUUACAAACAAGAUAAAAGUGAAAGUCUCAUAAAUGGAAUUUUAAAAGUCAUUACUGCCAAUAGAUUAUGGAACAGGCAGGAAAAAUAAAAGCAAAUAAGCAGGGAAUCUAGUCAAAAUUAAGGGGGUUAAUUACUGGUAAAAGAGCCCUUGUGAAUGUAGUAAUUUGCAAGCAGAAAAAAAAAUAAAGAAAAAUGUGGUGAGAAUGGUUCCAGUAAUACAGAGAUGGUGUACGAAAACUUCCAUUUGGGUUAUUAAUGGAAACUUGACUAUAGUUGAAAUCAGUACUGCAGCCAGAGAAUCUUUUAUAUUCUCUGCAAGAGAGAAUAUUGGCCUGUUUGUGUAUAGCAAUUAUAUGUUUUUGAAACUCUGGUCCCUCCUCCUCUCCACUGCCAUUCACCACAGCCUUAUAAGUCGUCUCUCAGCUCCAGAAACUCAGCCUCCUUUAAGAAGUCUGUUCAUCUUCACAGGAAUGACUCUCCUUUCAUCCUUCUCCAGUCUGACUACAAAAUGCCAAAGGAUGCUGUCUCUUAAACGUCUAUCCUCACUAUGAAUUUAACCCACCCUUAUCUUCCAUCCCAAAAUGCAUUUGGCUUGAUUAUAAUGUAAUAUGGUAAAUAUAUAUUCAUACUCAUAUAUUGAUUUACAGUUCUAUUAUCAGCACGUUAGUUGGUGCAUGUGUACAUGAGAACAUUCAUGCACACACACGAUAACAUCUUUGCUGGUAAGCAUUCAGGAAUCCGACACUAGCCCAAUACUAAGCUUAAAUGGUCACUCGAUGGACUUUACAAUAAUGGACAUGUCAUGCGUCUGGAUACAGAAGGUAGGAAGAAGAGACUCAAGCAGAUGUGAAUUUCAAAACUUUUUUUCUUGUAGAAAGGUAAUGGAAACAUAAGUAUCUUUUGUUGUAUCUAGAAGAAGAAUGUUUAAUAACAAACAGAAGACUGAAGGCUUGACAAAAGCAAGCGUAACAGAGUUUACAAAGAGUACAGAAUAAGAAAAGGGUGAGAGAAGAGGAAAGAAGACUGAAAUGGAACAUGAAGAAUAAAUAAAGCCUAACCUUUUAAAAACCUGAGGUCUUCCCAAAAAGAAAGGAGGAAAACGAGGAGAUUUCAACACGAGAGUGUCAAAGAUGGAAAAGAGCCAGAAAGGGCUGUGGGCUUAAAAAAAAAAAAAUCAAUGAAGAAGCAGUGGUGUAUGUUGGCAAACAGAAGUGUAGAGUUGAGGGGAGGGAGAAUUUAUAGCAGAGGAAGUUGGUGUGAAGUUUUCCUCUAAAGAUGCCCAGCAGAGCAAAGAAGGAAUGAAGGCAAAGGCCACUGGUAAUGAGUAGGGCUGGGCUGAAACAGCACAGGAGAAAGCAACAGGGCCCAAGGUAGGAAUUUUUUACUUUUAAUUAACUGACCCAGAUUUUCUUGUUUGGGGCCAAAGGCGACAGCAGGGUUUAAAGAUCUUUAAAAUAAAUUUAAAAGACCUUAAUCCUUGUAAUUGCCUUUGGCCCGAAAUAACAUAAAUUAUAAAGAUCAUGAUAGAGUCUCUGAGACAAGUAACAAAUACCAUUAGAAAUACCAGCCUGAAUAAAACAGCUUUAGCUUUCUCUUUCUAUCAGCCACAUAAAGACAGAAAUUUUAUAGCUACGUACAUGUCCACAGAAGAUAGUAAGUAACCUAACAUCUAUGGUAAAACUGAGUUACCUGCCUCUGUAUCCUUUAGCCUAGUGCCCCCAGCCCAAGAAAUGUUUUCCUUGGUUCAGGAUACAUAGUGCAGGUUAAAGGGCUGCACAGAAAAAAAUUAAGGUUAAAAAUAAAGACCACACGAUGAAGUUGAGGGAAACCAGAAGUGCUAUGUUACUGACAUAGAAGGACAGAGGCAUUAACAACAUAGAAUUCAGUCAAAUCAGUGAGGGGAAAAUAUAGCACAAAGGCAAAACAAAGAACUAUUCUUGAUAGUCUCACUUUGGGUUUUAAAUCAAAUAUUGAAUCAGAUUUUUCAACUUUUCUCUUUUUAAAAAUUCAACACAAUUGAAUUGUUGGAUAAAUGAAGUCAUGCAGUUUUAAACGACUAUAAAAAUUAGCGGAUCAAAUGUCUCGCUUUUUGGCAGACUGGAUGGCAGACAGUAAUGUUAGACCCAGAUAACUUUGCCUUGAAGCCGCUCACUACGCUUCCUGCUCAGAGAUCAUAGAUUCUACCUGUGAGGCCAAACCCGUAUUCUUCACACAGGCAUUCAAAGCCUUUAAUGACCUAACCACAACUGGACUCAAAUAAUCCUAACUCCCUAAAGCGCACAGCCUCUGGACAGACCUUAUCUCUGGGGGCUGGCCAUCCCCACUGUCCUACCUGAGGUGGCAGUCUCCACCUACCGGCUCUGGCUGGCCAAGGCCUACUUUGGCGCGGUGCCCUCCUGCAGCCCGCCAGUCCCCAUCACUUUGGCCCCGCGGCCCCGCACUCCUCCCUCUGAGUCCUUUCUGGGCCUCGCUGACUCUCCGUUUUGCCCAGGCCCCUUUCCCUCGCCACAUGAAUUCUCCUCCCCAAACAGAAUACUUGGGGCCUUCUCCCUGCUCCAUAAUGUUCUCCAGGGGUUCGCUCCCACCUGCCCCCAUUCAGUCACAAGUUCUGCAUUCGGUGUCUACUAGGUGUUCUCCACCUGGGGUGAAAACCAGGUCCUGGACCCAGCAGGGACCCCUCAACUUUCUCAGGUGUUUCCACGACCCUCCCGGGGCUCCGGUCCCCCAAAUCUCCCGACUGCAGCCAAUCUAUCCUAUCCGGCCAAGGCGGCGGGGGUCAGCGGUGACUCACCGGAGGGCCGGCGGCUGGGGGGCCGGAAUGCGCUCACUUCCUCACCGCGCGCACCUGCCCGGCACUGCUGGAGCGCAGCCCGGCCGGGCCUCCGGCGGAUGUUUUCUGUCCCCGCGCAGGCGGCGCGCGCCAACCGCCCCCUCAGCCCGCGCGCCAACCGCUACGUCCCCCACAAAUGGCAUCUCCGACCGGGUUGAGCCCUAACCACUGACACCCCCUACACACAUGCAUGCAUACACACACACACACACACCGCCCCCCACAUCCCCCAACCAGAAGUGUGGCCUCCAGCCCCAAGAAGCUACACAGGCACACACAGGAGUGCAUGCACGCCAACAGGUAUGCAAGUGGGUUCAAACAAUACCUUCUCGCUGCUCCCCAACUUCUGGGAAAGGGAACCCAACCUUUCUUUCCAGAAGCCCCCUACUCCUGCCUGUGUCCACCGACCCCAUCUUCAUUACAGACAGCCCUCACUUCUUCCCCAUUGCCUCACACCAAUCCCCACUGGGCCCCGUCUGCCUUCCAGCAUCACCACCGCCACCUUCAUGCUCUCCAGCUCCCCACUGUGUCUGCCCCCUAUUGGGUUGGUUCCAGGUUGCAGGAGCAGAAGGUAGUCUAUGGUCCCGAUUUCCAGGGUGUCUGCUAGUGUCCCUUCCUGAGCAAGGUGGCGGAAUAGCUACUGACCACUGUCAAGACUUCUGGGCCUUUGUGCUAGACAGGCCUCCUAAUCCACCUGUUCCAGCCAAGAAAGCAGUCCAAGGCCAUGCCUCCCACACACCAGCCUACAUCAGGGCACCGUACUUCAACGGUGAGUUUUCUCUCUCUUGGCACUCCUCUGAAAUGGAAAGGGUAUCAGACCUGACUAAGGUGAAGGUGUGGAACAGUCUGCAUCUCCAUCCACUUAAGCUGUGUUCUUGGAAGAGGACAGAUAGGGAGGUCGAGGUGGACUGAUGAGUUGUUUCUGAAUGGUGAAGAGGUGAGAGGCAGAGGAGCCCUCCACAAAAGUCAGCCAGAAGUUGUAUCUGAUCCACUGGGUGACAGGGAGUGGGAGUCCUGGAGUAAAUGGGACUGGAGACUUAGAAGGAAAAAUAGAAUAAAUCCCAAAGUGGGUAGGAGGGGAAUACUUGGAACAGGGGUCUCUGGAGUGGGAAAAAAUGAAAGAAAUCCAGUUUGGCCAGGGGCCAUUAGUAUCAGAGGUGGUCAGCAUUAAGAGUAGUCAGAAAGGAGAAUUUGAGAGUUUGCAUCAGUGGGGAUGGGACAAAAUGGAUGAGAAUCCAUGAGAAAAAGGAGUCCUAAAGUAAGCUAGAGGAAGAUAAGAAAAUGAUACCUCUUCCCAGGGUAGAAGCGAAGGUAGCGUACUAUAGUUUUUAUCAGCAACAGUUUCUCAAACCAGACACUUAGACUUUCAAGGAAACCAGAAGCAAAAUCCUGGAGGUAGUUUUUGAAGUAGGUGGUAGGGAUGACAUGGAGAAUGAGUGUGAAAAAGGGCAUAAGUCUAUGCUAAGAAAUAGCAACCCCCAACCGAGGCCCUCAGCUGUGCACAGGGCUGCUCGAUGUCAUUAAAAGAAUGUCUACCUAUUGUGUCUCUGAGCUCUAGUACCAACCACAAUAGUAGCUGAUAUUUUCUGAGGGCUAUGUGCCGGGGACAGAGCUAAGAGCAUUAUAAGCAUUAUCUCAUUUAAUCCUUAACAACACUGUGAGUUAGUAUUACUAUCCCAAUUUACAGAUAAGGAAACAGGCAUAGAGCGAUGAAGUAACUUGCCCAGUCAUAUAGAUCUUAAGUGGAGUCAGGACUUGAAUCCAAGUAGUCUGACUCUACAACCUAUGCUCUUAAUCACCCAUCUUGGGGUUCUCCAGAACUGGCAGGAAACCCAAAGAGGAUGUCAUAGGAUAAAUUCCAAAAUCCCCAUUCCAAAACAUACAGGGGUACCUCUGGGAAACUGGAGUUAACUCAUACCACUAGGGCAUUAGAGAUCUUCCUGCUCGAAAGAACCAUCCCCAGAUACAGGGAGGUCCUGUAUCUGCUCUAUGCUUAGGGGCAAUGAACAAUGGACAGUCCAUCUCUGCGAUGCCUGUGGAAAAGAGACACCCCCUCCACCCACCCACCUCUGAGGGGCAUCCACAUUUGUAGGAUACUUCAGGGAGACCCUGUCUUAGGGUCUGAGAGAAACAUUCUCCACUCCAGGUGCCUGUUCACUCUCCUGUAGCCUCUGGCUGUCGCACCCUACUGCAGCUCCUCGGUUUGGCUGGGGCACAGGAUUAGCCAUCCCCAGGAAAUGCCUCCCUCCGGUCCAGGCAGGGAUCCCAGCAUAUCCACCCCUGGAGAGUGUGUGCGUGUAUGUGUGGUGUUGUGGGGUGGGGAGAUGGGGGGAGAUGGUGGAAUGCUUCCUUCUCUCCAGGUCAGGAAGAGAUCUGGGGACCACCUGGGGACCCUCACCCCUCCCACCUCCUUGCUGGGGAAGUGCCCAGUCCAGUGCCCCUUCCAUGGCCACCUCCCUCCCCCUAGCUAUGCGGGGGCAUGAAUCAGCUCUCACAGCUUGUUAAAGCUAGACCUCUUGUUUUCAUGCCCUCACCUCAGGAAACAGAGUUACAGCUUUUCCAGCUCUACUCAGCAGGGGGCCAGGGUCCUCACUUUAUAAACAUCUCCAAGGCUGUGAGAGCAGAGGGCACGGAGAUGGUGUGAGACAGGAGCCCAAGGGAAAAGACAGAAGCUAAGAUUCAAGGAGAGAAACAAAGAAAAGCCAAGAAGACAAGACCACAGUAGCCUGAACAGAAGCCAAGAAGGGUCCGAAAGGGCUGUGCUGCUGGAAUGGCCCUAAGGAUGCUCUGGACUGGACAGGCUAAGGGGAUCCUGGGAGGCUGGGGGAUCGUCUGCUUGGUGACAUCUCUGCUUCUCCAGCACCCAGGCGUCCACAGCAAGUGCUACUUCCAAGCUCAAGCCCCCUGCCACUAUGAUGGGAAAUAUUUUACCCUGGGUGAGUCUUGGCUCCGCAAGGACUGUUUCCAUUGCACCUGUCUGCAUCCUGUCGGUGUGGGCUGCUGUGACACGUCCCAGCAUCCCAUCGACUUCCCCGCUGAGUGUGAGGUACGACAGGAGGCAGGAACCUGCCAAUUCUCCCUGGUGCAAAAAUCUGACCCUCGGCUGCCCUGCAAAGGGGGAGGACCUGACCCAGAGUGGGGCUCAGCUAACACCCCUGUUCCUGGGGCUUCUGCUCCCCACUCCAGCUAAACUCAACUGAUCACCCUUCUGCUGACUGCCCACUGCUGCUGCCACUUCCAGGGAAACCACUAGCAGCUGCCAAUUUAUUCUGAAUAAAUAAAUUAAUGCUACAGCUGAAA
Molecule: messenger RNA, 10434 nt
Organism: Hipposideros armiger (great roundleaf bat)
Lineage: Eukaryota; Metazoa; Chordata; Mammalia; Chiroptera; Hipposideridae
Gene: MSMP
Product: microseminoprotein, prostate associated
Exons: 3
Coding region: 9905-10324 (139 amino acids)
Cellular component (GO): cytoplasm
Source: RefSeq, a predicted model, not a curated record